UAUGCGACCAGAUUCACGCUGCUGGUUGAAGAUAGGUCAUAGAAUAGAGCCAAAAAAGUACAAAAUAAGGCAUUUUUCACACCAAUAAUCAUGUCUACUGCUAUGAAUUUCAGCACAAAAAGCUUCAAACCUCGAGCCCCUGAUAAAGGAUCGUUUCCUUUAGAUCAUUUUGGUGAAUGCAAAGCAUUCAAGGACAAGUUCAUGAAGUGCCUGAGUGAAAACAACUUUGACAACUCCCUGUGCAGACUACAGUCCAAAGAGUAUCUGGAGUGCAGAAUGGAGCAUCAGCUGAUGACGAAGGAGCCUCUAGAGAAACUUGGAUUUAAAGACCUCAUGGAUCCUCCUUCUAACCCAACAGAACAAAAUACCAAGUCCUAGCUGCAUCAUAUUAGAAUUCAAUGUAAGAACUUGCAAUGAAAGCAAUAUGAGCAGUGUGUGUAAAUACUUUUAUUUAAAACAAAACAGGCUGUUGCAGUGUAAAGAUCAAUGUUUUGUAAGAUAAUACAUAUUUUAUAUAUAUAUAUUAAAAACAUUGGAGAUUAAA
Molecule: messenger RNA, 544 nt
Organism: Boleophthalmus pectinirostris (great blue-spotted mudskipper)
Lineage: Eukaryota; Metazoa; Chordata; Actinopteri; Gobiiformes; Gobiidae
Gene: cox19
Product: cytochrome c oxidase assembly protein COX19
Exons: 3
Coding region: 91-378 (95 amino acids)
Biological process (GO): mitochondrial respiratory chain complex IV assembly
Cellular component (GO): mitochondrial intermembrane space
Source: RefSeq, a predicted model, not a curated record